This is a messenger RNA of Polyodon spathula (Mississippi paddlefish), 959 nucleotides long. RefSeq names its product 5-hydroxyisourate hydrolase-like. The transcript has 4 exons. Gene Ontology annotation, molecular function: hydroxyisourate hydrolase activity. Bases 309 to 737 code for a protein of 142 amino acids. Lineage: Eukaryota; Metazoa; Chordata; Actinopteri; Acipenseriformes; Polyodontidae. The record is from RefSeq and is a predicted model, not a curated record. Gene Ontology annotation, biological process: purine nucleobase metabolic process.
UUUUUUACUCUGAUUACUACACUUUGCUGUGUAAAGGUUAAACAUCAUUUAACCUGGUAAACCAGUUUUCUGAAACCAAGCCCAAUUUCAUGUAAAUCAGAUCUGCCUUUGGAGUCUCCAGCACUGUGGUCUGACCAAGAGAAGUCAUCUGACCAAUCCCAGAGAAGCAGAGCAGAGCUAAUCUCAAAUCAGGUUAAACACUCAGUCUGGAGCUUUAGCAUAGAAAGCACAGCUCAGUGGAGUGAAGAAAGGGCACACGUCACUUUGACAUUACUUUUACAUUUGUUUUUAAAGUGGAACCUGUUUUUAUGAGUGUGUCCCGCCUGUGCCAUAUUAAGGACCAUCUUCAGCCAGAAAAAAAGCUGGAAACUAUGACACAAGUGUUCAGAAGUCCCUUGACGACCCAUGUGUUAAACACGACCCAGGGAGCCCCUGCAGCUAACAUGGCCCUGAGUCUGUACAGACUAGAGGGGCCUCCCGAUCUACAGGAUUGGAGACCACUGACCUGUGGGAUCACCAAUUCUGAUGGCAGAUGUCCAGACCUAGUGCGUCCUGAAACUUUCACUGCUGGGACGUAUAAGAUGCGUUUUGAAACUGGAGAUUACUGGAACAAACUUGGAGAGAUUAGCUUCUACCCAUAUGUGGAGAUUGCUUUUAAUAUAAUAGACCCUUCUCAGAAGUACCACAUCCCUCUGAUCCUCAGCCAGUUCUCCUACAGCACAUACAGAGGCAGUUAGUGCUGAACCCUGGGGGAACGCAUGGCACAGGUGCUGAAGCAGAAGUCGACCAGGGCAGAGCCCCCCGGAAUUCAGACAGUAUGGAACCUACUGACAGACUAAGCUUGCAGUUUGAUUGGGCAAUCCUCUACAGUGCUGCAUUUCUGACAUCCUACUAUAUACAGUACAGCACACAUUCAUUACCUGACAGAUUUGUAUUGUAAUACGAAUAAAUGUGUUUGG